AUGCCUUGCCCAUCCCAGAGCUCAGAUGAGCUGGUGUUCUUUGUGAACGGGAGGAAGGUGACAGAGAAGAAUGUGGACCCGGAAGUCACUCUGCUGGCUUUCCUGAGAAAGAACUGGAUCCUUUUGGUCAAAGUCUCAGCCAUGGAGGCAGGCAUCUCAGAGACAAAACGUCCACUUUGCAACUUUUUCUUGACUUCUCCCUCUCCAGUACGCCUCACAGGAACCAAGUAUGCCUGUGGGACUGGAGGCUGUGGGGCUUGCACUGUGAUGGUGUCUAAGCACGACCCGGUGUCCAAGAAGACAAGACACUUCUCUGUCAUGGCGUGCCUGGUGCCCUUGUGCUCCCUGCAUGGGGCUGCCGUCACCACCGUGGAAGGUGUAGGAAGCAUCAAAACCAGGCUUCACCCGGUGCAGGAGAGAAUCGCCAAGAGCCAUGGUACCCAGUGUGGAUUCUGCACCCCCGGGAUGGUGAUGUCCAUGUACACACUGCUCAGGAACCACCCACAGCCCUCAGAGGAACAGCUCAUGGAAGCCCUGGGAGGUAACCUCUGCCGCUGCACUGGGUAUCGGCCAAUUCUGGAGAGCGGUAGGACCUUCUGCGUGGAGCCAAAUGGUUGUCAGCAGAAAGGAUCAGGAGAAUGCUGCUUGGAUCAGAAGGAAGAUGGUUCGCUUGGAGUCAAAAGCGACAUUUGCACAGAGCUGUUUUCAAAAGAAGAGUUCCAGCCCUUGGACCCAACCCAGGAGCUCAUAUUUCCCCCAGAACUCCUGAGGAUGGCUGAGAACCCAGAAAAGCAAACCCUGACCUUUUACGGAGAGAGAAUUACCUGGAUCUCCCCAGGAACCCUCCAAGAUCUCUUGGUGCUGAAGGCGAAAUACCCUGAAGCUCCUCUCAUUUCAGGCAACACAUCCCUGGGACCAGCCAUGAAAUCUCAAGGACACUUUUACCCAAUUCUCCUCUCUCCUGCUGGAAUUCCUGAUCUGAGAAUGGUGACUAAAAGCAGUGAUGGACUGACCAUUGGCGCCUGCUGCAGCCUGGCUCAGGUGAAGGACAUCUUGGCUGAGAGCAUUUCUGAGCUCCCGGAGGAGAAGAUUCAGACCUACCGAGCUCUCCUGAAACACCUCCGGAGCCUGGCGGGACAGCAGAUCCGGAACAUGGCGUCCUUAGGUGGGCAUGUUCUCAGCCGGCAUCAUUACUCUGACCUGAACCCUAUUCUCUCUGUGGGCAACUCCAUCCUCAACCUGCUGUCAGAAGAAGGCACACGGCAGAUUGCUCUGGAUGGACAUUUUCUUGCUGGGCUGGCGAGCACAGACCUGAAGCCUGGGGAGAUUUUGGGAUCUGUGUACAUCCCUCACUCUCAAAAGUGGGAGUUUGUGUCGGCCUUCCGGCAGGCCCAGUGCCAUCAGAACGCUCUGCCUGAUGUGAAUGCUAGCAUGAGAGUCCUGUUCAGGGAGGGCACAGACAUCAUUGAAGACCUGAGCAUCGCCUACGGAGGGGUGGGGCCCACCACCAUCAGUGCACACCGAUCCUGCCAGCAGCUCGUCGGCAGGCACUGGAAUGCACUCAUGUUGGACGAGGCUUGCAGGCGGCUUCUGGAUGAAGUCUCCCUCCCAGGCUCAGCUCCGGGGGGCAAAGUGGAGUUCAAGAGGACUCUGAUGGUCAGCUUCCUCUUCAGGUUCUACCUGGAGGUUCUGCAGGAGCUGAAGAGAAAAGUAAAGCUGUCCUCUGAGUCCACCGACAGCCAGCACUAUCCAGUGAUUGCAGACCGGUUUCUGAGCGCUCUGGAAGAUUUCCAGGUCACACUACCCCAGGGAGUCCAAACAUACCAGAGAGUGGAUCCUCAUCAGCCUCUCCAAGACCCAGUUGGACGUCCCAUCAUGCAUCUGUCAGGUCUUAAACAUGCCACAGGGGAAGCCAUAUUUUGUGAUGACAUACCCAGGGUGGAUAAAGAACUUUUCAUGGCUUUGGUGACCAGUACCAGGGCUCAUGCAAGAAUCAUAUCAAUCGAUUCAUCUGAGGUCUUUGCCCUACCUGGUGUGGUUGAUGUAAUAACAGCUGAAGACAUUCCAGGCGCCAACGGCGAUGACAAUGACAAAUUAUUGGCUGUAGAUGAGGUGCGCUGUGUGGGCCAGGUCAUCUGUGCUGUGGUUGCAGAGAAUGAUGUUCAGGCAAGACGAGCAACUGAAAAGAUAAAAAUCACCUAUGAGGAUCUGAAACCUGUGAUUUUCACCAUCGAGGAUGCCAUAAAACACAAUUCAUUCCUGUGCCCUGAAAAGAAGCUUGAACAAGGAAACAUCGAGGAGGCAUUUGAAAACGUGGACCAGGUAGUUGAAGGAGAGGUCCAUGUUGGAGGGCAAGAACAUUUCUACAUGGAAACACAGAGAGUGCUCGUUAUUCCAAAGACAGAAGACAAAGAACUGGACAUGUAUGUGUCCACACAGGAUCCAACCCAUGUGCAGAAAACAGUGGCCUCUACCUUAAACAUCCCCAGCAACAAGGUCACCUGCCAUGUGAAACGAGUGGGCGGAGGUUUUGGAGGAAAGGUGGGGAGGCCAGCUGUGUUCGGGGCAAUUGCUGCAGUGGGGGCUGUCAAAACUGGCCAUCCCGUUCGCCUUGUUCUGGAUAGAGAAGAUGAUAUGUUAAUAACUGGGGGAAGGCAUCCAUUAUUUGGAAAAUAUAAAGUAGGAUUCAUGAACAGUGGGCGAAUCAAAGCCCUAGACAUUGAAUGCUACAUCAAUGGAGGAUGCACACUGGAUGACUCGGAGCUGGUAACAGAAUUCCUUGUACUAAAGCUGGAAAAUGCUUAUAAAAUCCGCAACCUCAGAUUCCGAGGUCGGGCAUGCAUGACAAAUUUACCAUCCAAUACAGCCUUCCGUGGGUUUGGCUUCCCACAGGGAACCCUGGUAACAGAAUCUUGUAUCACAGCUGUGGCAGCCAAAUGUGGGCUCCCACCAGAAAAGAUUAGGGAGAAAAACAUGUACAAAACAGUUGAUAAAACCAUCUACAAACAAGCUUUUAGCCCGGAACCCCUGAGAAGGUGCUGGAGUGAGUGUCUGGACAAGUCUUCCUUUCACAUCAGAAGGACACAAGCGGAAGAGUUCAAUCGGAAGAACUACUGGAAGAAGAGGGGCAUUGCUAUCGUCCCCAUGAAGUUUUCAGUCGGCUUUGCUGCAACAAGCUAUCACCAGGCAGCUGCACUUGUUCAUAUCUACACAGAUGGGUCUGUGUUGGUUGCACAUGGAGGCAAUGAACUGGGACAAGGUAUUCACACCAAAAUGUUACAGGUGGCCAGCCGUGAAUUAAAAAUACCCAUGUCUCACAUGCAUAUCUGUGAAACAAGCACAGCUACUGUACCCAAUACAAUUGCUACGGCAGCGUCCAUCGGUGCAGAUGUCAACGGCAGAGCUGUGCAGAAUGCCUGUGAGAUCCUUCUAAAACGUCUUGAGCCUGUCAUUAAGAAAAAUCCAGGAGGUACAUGGAGAGACUGGAUAGAAACAGCAUUUGAACAAAGAAUCAGUCUUUCCGCCACUGGAUACUUCAGGGGCUACAAGGCCUUCAUGGACUGGGAGAAGCAGGAGGGAGACCCAUUCCCAUACUAUGUCUAUGGAGCUGCAUGUUCGGAGGUUGAAAUUGACUGCCUGACAGGUGCCCACAAGAAAAUCAGAACAGACAUUGUCAUGGAUGCAUGUUGCAGCCUGAAUCCUGCCAUUGAUGUUGGGCAGAUAGAAGGUGCAUUUAUUCAGGGAAUGGGCCUUUACACCACUGAAGAGCUGCACUAUUCUCCAGAAGGGGUCUUGCACUCUCGGAGCCCAGAAGAGUACAAAAUUCCGUCUGUCACUGAUGUCCCUGAGCAAUUCAACGUGUCCUUGUUGCCAUCAUCUCAGACCCCACUAACUAUCUAUUCAUCUAAGGGCCUCGGAGAGUCUGGGAUGUUCCUGGGGUCUUCUGUGUUUUUCGCCAUUGCUGAUGCGGUGGCUGCGGCACGUAGAGAAAGAGACAUGGCUGAGGACUUGACAGUAUGGAGCCCGGCGACACCAGAGCGCGUGCGCAUGGCCUGUGCAGAUCGGUUCACAGACAUGAUCCCAAGAGAUGACCCGAAGACAUUUAAACCUUGGUCUAUACCUAUAGCUUAAGCUGCUAUCAUUUCCUAAGAGGUA
Molecule: messenger RNA, 4155 nt
Organism: Phodopus roborovskii (desert hamster)
Lineage: Eukaryota; Metazoa; Chordata; Mammalia; Rodentia; Cricetidae
Product: aldehyde oxidase 2
Exons: 35
Coding region: 1-4131 (1376 amino acids)
Molecular function (GO): NAD binding; FAD binding; 2 iron, 2 sulfur cluster binding
Source: RefSeq, a predicted model, not a curated record